CUUCUCGAGCUUCGCGUGGCGAAAAUAUGUACAUCGUUGCUAAAAUCAGUUACACGUUACUGAUGGCACAGAGCUUUCUGCGAGUGAAUUGUGGCAGGAUUCCGAGUCUCGCUAAUCCUCCAGUAACACACAGGGUGAAUUUUCCGUCCCGACUGUACCUCCCGGGUCGUGAAAAUCUUGGUGAAAAGAAUCGCGUCGUAGGAAGAGAAAGAGACCAAGGAAUAGAAGCGUCAAACGAUACCGGCGGAGUUCGAGAAAACGAUCUGCAAGUCAUACCCUUGGCGGUUUACCGCGAUCAGCGAAACGGGUUCCAAUAUCAGCCAAUAAUCUCGCGGCAGUUUUACCCGAGUUUCUUCGAGUAUCCGAGGCAUUUGCAAUCUGCGGUCCCAAACUCGAGGCGUCCGUUUUCCCGGGGACCAAAAUCGGGACGGCCAAUAAUCAGCGUGGCGAACGAGCCGAAACCAAUAACAAAUUCGAAGUUGCCACAGCUGUUCCGGAUCGCCGACGAUCUCGGUUACGGGGCGGAAAUUCCGAGCGCGGAAAAGCUCGUCCUGGAAUUGACUCCUCCCGAGGUCGAUGGCUCAGGGAUUCCGGGAAUUUCGGGGGACGUCAGGCCCGUAUUCGAGGACUCGGAUAAUUGCGAGGAGGAUCAUGACCGCCCGGAUUGUCAAUUAGCGACGGGCGGCGUUCAAUCGGCAUUCAAUCGGUCCGUUGAUCCGCGUCCUGCGUUCUCCGGAAGUCCAAGAACCGUCGCCGAACGUAUCGAGAUGAAGAUGGAGGCUUUACCCCGGGCUUUUGACGCCGGAUAUUGCAAUUAUCCGCACCGUAGUCGUCUAGAUAUUAACAGGAAUCCUACCUCGAGUCUCACCUUCCGGAAACACGGAGCUUACGAACAAUUGGCUGCGAACAAUGUUCACAACAACAAACCUUUUGGUAGCUACAAGUUGGCGAGAGAUGAAGAGCCAAGAUCCUCAGGCAAAGGAGGAUCUUCUUCGAAUGAUAGAAGAGUGUUGGAGUCUAAUUUUAAGGACACGAGAAGUUAUUUUACAGACAUUAAGUAACGGAAUGUUUUUUUUCUAUCUCCAUGUAAGGAUGGUCCGUUUUCA
Messenger RNA from Neodiprion fabricii, 1106 nucleotides. RefSeq lists its product as uncharacterized. Bases 27 to 1061 code for a protein of 344 amino acids. The record is from RefSeq and is a predicted model, not a curated record. The transcript has 2 exons. Lineage: Eukaryota; Metazoa; Arthropoda; Insecta; Hymenoptera; Diprionidae.